Messenger RNA from Trichechus manatus latirostris (Florida manatee), 5431 nucleotides. RefSeq names its product cyclin I (gene CCNI). The record is from RefSeq and is a predicted model, not a curated record. The coding region runs from base 4174 to 5307 and encodes 377 amino acids. Lineage: Eukaryota; Metazoa; Chordata; Mammalia; Sirenia; Trichechidae. Gene Ontology annotation, biological process: regulation of cyclin-dependent protein serine/threonine kinase activity; mitotic cell cycle phase transition. Gene Ontology annotation, molecular function: cyclin-dependent protein serine/threonine kinase regulator activity. Gene Ontology annotation, cellular component: cyclin-dependent protein kinase holoenzyme complex; nucleus; cytoplasm. The transcript has 6 exons.
GUACAGGACUGGGCAGUGUUUCGUUCUGUUGUACAUAGGGUCGCUAUGAGUUGGAACCAACUGCAUGGAACCUAAGAACAACAGCAGAUCUAGAAAGGCAGGGCACAACUGCGCAGCUCCAGCGUACUAUUCACAUACUGAUGUGAACGACAACCCUAUAGGAAGGGUAAUGUUGGCCACAGAAGGACACUUACAAGCUGAACAGGGUGGAGAAAGGCGUGGAGAUUGGGAAAGAGCACAUGGUUAUCGGAAUUAGAAAUACCAGUAGUUUAUUAUUGCUGGAGCAUAGUCAGGGAGGGAAUAGUAGAACAUGAGGUUCUUGCAUGGUCACAUUAGUAAAUCCCCUCUUUUCAGAAAAGGAAGAACUAAGUUCCAGACAUCAGCACCAGCACAGGGUUAUUACUAGAGUUGGCAUUAUGAUUAAAUUAAUUAUAAUCCCAUAUUAAUGAAGUUGGGUUUCUGUUAUCUGCUCAGCACUAUGUGGUACUUUUCCUUAGACAAUAGUCUUAUAAAAGGUGUGUAAAAAUACCCUGAUAAUGUAAGUAGUUCCAUAAAUCGUUUAUUGUUUAUUCUUUUUAAUAAAUUCUUAAAUUUAUUUGUAUAUGAUUUCAAACUUAAAGGAAGUCCUUUACCUGGGCUCACCUGUUGUUAACAUUUUACUCUAUUUGUUUUAUCAUUUGUGUUCUCACUGUGUAUAUCUACAAGUUAUAUACAUAAUGUCCCUUUACUCCUAAAUUUUUCAGGGCGUAUAUGCUAAGAAUAGGGAUAUUCUCUUACAGAAUCACAGUGCAGUUAUCAACUUGAAUAAAUUUAACAUUGAUGCAUUUACUUUAAUCUACCAUCUUCCUUACUUCUGCUCGCAUUAGGUUUAGUUUGCUCGUCUUCCAGUAUCUUGAAGUGGAAGAUUAGAUUAAUGAUUUGAGAUCUUUUUUAAAUACAGGGAUUUACAGCUAUAAAUUUCCUUCUAAGCAUUGCCUUAGCUGUAUUCCAUAAGUUUUGGUAUGUUUCAUUUUCAUUCAUCUCCAAGUAUUUUCCAGUUUCCCUUGUGAUUCCUUCUUUGACCCAUCCACCUUCCUAUGUUUUAAAAAAGCUACUAUAAUCUCUAAAUAUUUGCGAGUCUUACUUGGGAACUUAAUUUUGGGUAUUGGAGAGCCGAAAUCCCUUGAACCUGGGUUUAUUCCUCUUUAUAUGAACUGUAUAUUCUCCUCUGCUUCCAUUUAUCCUUCCCUAAAAAUGUGCUUCAAAAGAAGCUACCUUCUAAGGGAAAAGUAGUCACAAGGUGCAGCCAGCCACUGAGAAGGACAGUGGAUCCUGUUAAGCCACCCUGUUGGGUAUAGCUAAUGGAAUGGAAGAAUUAGUUAAAUAAUUUUGAGGGUUCUGACAAUAGUUCAUAAAUUACAGACUAAAAAUUAGAUUUGAAAGAAGACUUAGAAACCAUGAAAUCAAACCUCCAUCCAGUAUAGGUGUUUCUUUCUAAAUGCCUCGUGAAACAUGGUCAUCCAAUUUAUACUCCAUUUCUAAGAUUAAUAUUUAUCUCAGCUUUAGAUGAAAUUAUAAUGAGCCUGCUCAUCUAAUUGUGGAGAACUUGAAAGAAGUACUAAGGUGGCAAAAUUGGAAUCUCACAACAUCUCAGCAGAAUACAACAGUGGAUUGAACCUAACAAGAUUAUUUUUUUAAAGAAAGAAUACAUGUGAGGCUCUGCACAAGGAUGUGCAAAACAAACAAAUACACAGUGGAGUGGGAUAGGUGGAGAAGAGUUGACCUAACAGUGUACCUGGGAAAGUCUUAAGAUUAUUAGUUGACCAUAAAUUGAGUUGGUAGUAUGGUAUGGCCUUUAAAAAAAUAGUGAUUUUGACUGCAUUAGUAGUUAAACCGGUACUAAUUUAGAAGAGCAGAAAUCAUGUCAUGUGAGGAACCAUUGAAUAAACUAUUAAAAAAAAAAUGAAUUGGUGAGCAUAAUGUCAUCUUUCAAAUAUUUGAAGGAUUGGCUUGUGAAAAGGGAGAUUAGACUUUGGUGUUUUGGUUUUCUUGUCCCAAGAAUUGAAACUGGAACCAUUGGUUGAAUCCUUGUUUCAUCAGAGUACUGUGCUGAAGGCGUAGUGAUAAAAACAUGGUAGUUGUGACCUCAAAGGAAUUUAUAAUUCAGUAGAAUAGAUUUAGGGAAGCUGCUUUCAGAGGAGAGAGAAAUCAUAUCUCAUUAGAGAAUGAAGAGUUCUUAGAAGAAAUUACCUUUGAAAUAGACUUUUAUGGACAGGUCUUAUUUCUUUUGUCUCUCAUUUAUUGCUUUCUUAGUGUCAAAAGAACAUCAUUGUAGAAAAUUUGCAGAAAGUCAGAAGCUUUAAGAAGUAAGAAGAAAAAAAUCUAGUAAAGCAGGGCAGUCUGUAGUAAAUUGAGUAUUCUUAAGUAAAUAGAGUGAGGUGAAGUAUGUAGUGAAGUGAUUAAGAGGAAUUGAGGAUAGUCGCUGGAGUUGAAGGGGAUGUGGAAAUUGAAGGCGAGGUUUAUUUUUGGUUUUUCAGUUUAAUUUUUAUCAAAAUUCUGGAACUUUAUGUUAAUUCCAAGCAUUUAAAAAAAAAAAAAAAAAUCCUUGAGUCCCACAGAUCUGAAGCACGUAACAUAUGUAUGUAGUUGAAAAGUCAGAUAUUUACAUGAGAUUUAUAAUGAAAAACAGCAUUCCCUACUGCAGGCCUUCCUUACCCUUUUCUCACUCCCCAGGAUUAAUCACUCUCAACUCUUAACCUGUUUUUCUUGUUAUUUGAGAUUAUAUUUUCAAAUAACUUGUCCUACUGUUGUUUUUUGCUGUUGCAGUUUUAGAUAUUACUUGUGAAUUCUCUACUAUGAAAGGUAAAGAUUUGGGUCUCUCGUUCUACCCUUUCCCAACACCCAUACACAUGUCCCUUAAUCCUUUAUCAAGGGUCUUACCACAAUGUUGGUUGAAAUCCAUAUUCAGUAUUUUUAUUAUGGCUAUGUGAAUAUUAUGGUAUAUUAAUGAUUACAUUUAUUUGUAUAAUCUUUUUCUGAAGUUAGUUGUCAUUUGAUUAGCAUUCAUUAAAUCUAGCCAUCUUUUCACAUUCUUUUAACAGCCUCUCAAUUCAAUUUUCUACACAGUCAAACCGCUCAAGUCUGUACUUUCUUUUUUAAACCUAGAGAUAUCUAUCCUGGACUCACAGUUGCCCUGCACUGAUUUGCACUAUUGCUCUUUAGACUUGCUGUUCUGUUGUACUUGGAGUCCCUUUCACCAUACUUCCUGGGAAUUGUCUUUGCUUCUAUCCUGUGUUAGAUCCCUGUUCCCUGGAUUCCAUGUGUUUUUCUUCAUUUGCUCCCUUAUUUUGAAGAUAUACAUUCUUGAGUAGCUUCUUGAGAAAGGGUACACAGAAAAUAAAAAUUGAGACCUUGCAUAUCUGAAAAGUUCUUUAUUCCACCCUGUAUUUUCACUGAGAGUUUGGCUGGGUAUUGAAUUUAUUUCAGAAAUUCUAAGAUAGAAAUUAUUUUCCUUCAGAAUUUUGAAGGAUUUGUUCAUUUGUCACUUAGCUUCCAGUGUUACCGUUGAGAAAUCUGAUUUCACAUCCUUUUUAUAUGACGUGUUUUUUUGUUUGUGGAUUCUCUCUCUCUCAGAAUUUUUUAAGGUCUUUAUCUGUGGUCUGUUAUGUCACAAUAAUGUGUCUUAAUAUGAAUCUUUUGUUAUUCAUUAUGUUAGAUACUUUCAUCUGGACACUCUUGUCCUUCCAUUCUGGAUUUAGAGGGGAGGGGGUAGUAAAUUAUUUCCUAUAUGAUUUGUCUUCUGUAAAUCUUCUAUCCUUUCUUUUUUGGAACUCAGAUUAGUCCAGCUAUAUUAGAGCUAUAAUUUUCUUAACUUUACUCUCCUGUUUUUCCAUUUAUUUGCCUUUUUGUUCUACCUUUAGGAUAACUGAGUUUCAAACUUAAAGUGAGAAAUGUUUUAGAUAACUGAUUAUUGUAACAUUUUGAUAUAUAUUUUAAAGAGCUGUAAAAUUCUAUGCUGCCUCAUAACAUUAUUGUUUUUUGAAUUCCUUAAUAACUACCAACAUACAUACAUAUAUGUAUACACAUACACACAUAUAUAAUGCUAUAUUUAUUUUAUAAGUAAAGAGCAUUGUUUAUAUUUGAUUUUAUAGGUAGCUACAUCAAACUGGGUGACAGGCAGAUCCAAAGGAUAUCAUGAAGUUUCCAGGACCUUUGGAAAACCAGAGAUUGUCUUUCCUGUUGGAAAAGGCAAUUGCUAGGGAAGCCCAGAUGUGGAAGGUGAAUGUGCGCAAAAUGCCAACAAAUCAGAAUGUUUCUCCAUCCCAGAGAGAUGAAGUGAUUCAGUGGCUGGUCAAACUCAAGUACCAGUUCAACCUUUACCCAGAAACAUUUGCUUUGGCUAGCAGUCUUUUGGACAGGUUUUUAGCUACUGUAAAGGCCCACCCAAAAUACUUGAGUUGUAUUGCAAUCAGCUGUUUUUUCUUAGCUGCCAAGACUGUUGAGGAGGAUGAGAGAAUUCCAGUACUGAAGGUGUUGGCAAGAGACAGUUUCUGUGGAUGUUCUUCUUCUGAAAUUCUGAGAAUGGAGAGAAUUAUUCUGGAUAAAUUGAAUUGGGAUCUUCACACAGCCACGCCAUUGGAUUUUCUCCACAUUUUCCAUGCCAUUGCAGUGUCAACUAGGCCUCAGUUACUCUUCAGUUUGCCCAAACUGAGCCCAUCUCAGCAUUUGGCAGCCCUUACCAAGCAACUCCUUCAUUGUAUGGCCUGCAACCAACUUCUGCAAUUCAAAGGAUCCAUGCUUGCUCUGGCCAUGAUUAGUUUGGAAAUGGAGAAACUCAUUCCUGAUUGGCUUCCUCUUACAAUUGAACUGCUUCAGAAAGCACAGAUGGAUAGCUCUCAGUUGAUCCACUGUCGGGAGCUUGUGGCACAUCACCUUUCUACUCUGCAGUCUUCCCUGCCUCUAAAUUCCGUUUACGUCUACCGUCCCCUAAAGCACACCCUGGUGACCUGUGACAAAGGAGCGUUCAGAUUACAUUCCUCCUCUGUCCCAGGCGCAGAUUUCUACAAGGACAGCAGCAAACCAGAAGUGCCACUCAGAGGUACAGCAGCCUCCUACCAUCAUCUCCCAGCUGCCAGUGGGUGCAAGCAUACCUCUGCUAAACGCAAAGUAGAGGAAAUGGAAGUGGAUGACUUCUAUGAUGGAAUCAAACGGCUCUAUAAUGAAGACAGUGCUUCAGAAAAUGUGGGUUCUGUGUGUGGCACUGAUUUAUCAAGGCAAGAGGGACAUGCUUCCCCUUGUCCACCUUUGCAACCUGUUUCUGUCAUGUAGUUUGAACAGGUGUUACCUCCAGGUGCAAAACUAAGGUAGACUACUCUGGGAAUGAGAACAUGUAAAACCAGGAAAGGAUAUAUAAGGGAUAUAUACCUUACCAGGCUGAAUUGAAGUGAGCCAG